This is a messenger RNA of Coregonus sp. 'balchen', 1798 nucleotides long. Lineage: Eukaryota; Metazoa; Chordata; Actinopteri; Salmoniformes; Salmonidae. The record is from the annotation of a GenBank genome assembly.
AUUCCAUCAGGUUACGACAUUCAGACCAUGACCUCUAACCUGCACCUGAACAGCUUCCUCCUGCCCAUCGGUGCCAUGAACAUCAUCAGCAUCCUACCUCUGCUGAUGCUGGCCAAUCUCAUGGAGUGUGUCACCUCCUGCUACCUGUCCAUGGAGAAAACACACUUCUACCCCGCCAGAGUCAUCAGUAAGCACACACACACACACAGAUACACACACACAGAUACACACACACACGCACCGCACAGAUACACACAUACACAGACUGACACACAGACACACACAUGCACAAAUACCAUCCACAUCAAUGAGCCAGUCAAUGUUAAUGUCUCUCUCUCUCACUCUCUCUCUGUUUCUCUCCCUGUCCCCUCCCUCCUCUCCUCUCUCAGUGCUGGGUCAUGCGUGUGCAUCCCAGUCUGUCCUGGUAGCGGGCCUGUCUGAGGUCCACAGGAAGGGCUAUCCUCUGACGGAGCAGGCCCUGUCAGGGAAGGUGCUCCAGGUGUCCUCCAUGGCCUGCUUCCAGCUGGCUCCCCAGUACAUCCUACUGGGGCUGGCUGAGGCCCUCGUCACCCCUGCCUGUGAGUGACAGAGAGCCAGCACGUAUUUCUGACACACCUAUUGCUGCUACACUGUUCAUACACAGAGACAAACUGGGUUUGAGAUUUCGAAUGUCAAUGGACACCAUAUGUAGUUAGGAUGAAGUUAGAAUGUGGAGUGUUGGAACCAACUGCCAACAUGGAGGAUAGUAUUCUGAACUCUGGAAGCUAGGGUUAGGAUGCCCCCUACUGGUGUAUUAGAGACAGACAAGAGACGUUUGAACCAAAUGAAUGCUUCUUUCUCUUCCCAGCCUUCCUCUCUUCUCUGUUCCAGGCUCUGUGAUCUCCUUCCACCUGACACCCAGUCAUAUCAGAGGCAUCUCCCUGCACUUCCUCCCCCUGUCCUACGGAAGGGGUUGUUUCCUGGGAGCCCUCAUCAUCCAGCUGGUCUACCUACUCUCUGGAGGUAAAGGCUUCACUAACAGAUGCAUCAUCGUAAUCAUAGAAACUGAAGAGGAACAUACAUUCAUGUUGGAAUGGUUGAUGGGGUUCUGUCUGCAUUAUGGUGAUUCAGUCCUAUGGCCACUGAUAGUACUGUUCUCCUGUCCAACUACAGGUAACUUCUACCCAAACACACUGCAUGAAGGGAAUCUGGAGCAUUUCUUCUUCUUCUUAGCCAUGUUGAUGACCAUAAACACUCUGGUGUUCUGGUGGAUAUCUUCCAGGUACAGUAUGAGAACCUCUCAUGUAUCAAUAUAGUCCCUGUAGAUGAGACAAAGGAGAUUUUCAGUGAUACAAAUUUGAGAAUUUCCUUGACCCCUUGAGGUGACCUGAACAAAGUAUUAAUAUAGUCUGUGCAGAUGAGACAGGUGACAGUAUUGAGACAGGUGACAGUAUUGAGACAAGUGACAGUAUUGAGACAGGUGACAGUAUUGAGACAGGUGACAGUAUGAGACAGCUGACAGUAUUGAGACAGGUGACAGUUUUGAGACAGGUGACAGUAUUGAGACAGUUGACAGUACUGAGACAGGUGACAGUACUGAGACAGGUGACAGUACUGAGACAGGUGACAGUUUUGAGACAGGUGACAGUAUUGAGACAGGUGACAGUAUUGAGAGAGGUGACAGUAUUGAGACAGAUCCACCCUAGCAGUCUCUCCUCACCUGUGUCCCAGGUACCUAGACCUGAGUGUGGUGCAGAGUAGAGGAGUAGGAAGCAGCCUUCUGGCAGAGAAACUCCUGCAGUACAAGACCUGCCUGUGA